ACUGUAAAAAGAUGAGAGAGAGAGGAAGAGAGAGAGUGCGAGCAAGCGGAUAUCGUUCACGGGCUGGACGGUCAUCACAGGGUAAUGAGAAAGAGAGAUAUCGAGGAAGAAGUCGGCAACAGAGGAUCUCAUCAGUUGGUAAGAGACGAACGACGAUUGAUUAUGUGCAGGAUAAGAAGUCUCAGUUUGGUGGAGCCUAUAACAAAGGCCUGUACAACCAAGCUACACCAUUCUUCUUCACAAACUUCCCCGAAGAAUGGAGCUAUGCAGAAAUGUGGAGGACUUUCUCACAAUUUGGAAGGGUUUAUGCUAUAUAUAGUCCGAGAAGGAGGAACAGGAACGGUAAUAGAUUUGGCUUUGUGCGUUUUCUGGAUGUCAAAGACAAAAAGGAGCUGGAAAGGAAACUUGAUCAGAUCUGGGUUGGGGACCGUAAACUGUGGGUGAACAUUCCACAUUUUGAUGCUUUGCAAAAAAAGGAGAUGGAGCGUAGAAAUCCCCAAGGAGAGGACCUGAGAAUUCCUCUAAAUCCUUGCCCAAACAUACAAGGAAGAAGCUUUGCUGAUGUGGUAAAAGGGUCGCGAGGCAUAGAUAGUAGAAUGGUUUGGCAAGAAAAAGGACCAGGGGAGAACUGGCAAGGCAUGGAGUAUAAGGAAUCUACAGGAGAAAUUCUUUGUCACGCCCCAGAACCCAAAUCUGAGGCGCGACAGACGCCGUGCACUCGUGAGACGGGUCCCACAAAUGCACAAGGCUCGAAACUUACUCAACAAAAUCAGUUUUGAUACCAUAAAAUUUCCAAUUAAAAUCUAACUUACAAGAGUGUGGUGUACAUGUAUCUAAAAUCUAUGUCAAAUCUCAAGUGGCUAGCCUUUUAUCACGUCACUCCCCUUGAUUUUCGAGUCUCGGGGCACACUACCUGAAAUGGUAGACGAGAAAAACGAGGUGAGAUAACUCAGUAAGUAAAAUAUGGAUUGCCCUUAAUUAAACUUAUAGCAUGCCAACAUAUGCAAUCACGAAAAACGGAUACAGUACGGGCACGAAAUAGACGUCUCCUCUAUAGGUCAUGGCCAGCGUUUAUAAACCUCCCACUGGCGGGCACACGAGUACUAGUGUAUAAUCCCCACUAGUAGGGCCACGAGCGAACCGGUUCUAUCACA
Molecule: messenger RNA, 1154 nt
Organism: Rubroshorea leprosula
Lineage: Eukaryota; Viridiplantae; Streptophyta; Magnoliopsida; Malvales; Dipterocarpaceae
Source: the annotation of a GenBank genome assembly